Girardinichthys multiradiatus is the source of this 6006-nucleotide messenger RNA. RefSeq names its product Rho guanine nucleotide exchange factor (GEF) 10 (gene arhgef10). NCBI's taxonomy places the organism in Eukaryota, Metazoa, Chordata, Actinopteri, Cyprinodontiformes, Goodeidae. The transcript has 29 exons. Gene Ontology annotation, biological process: mitotic spindle assembly; actin cytoskeleton organization; positive regulation of stress fiber assembly. The record is from RefSeq and is a predicted model, not a curated record. The coding region runs from base 243 to 4571 and encodes 1442 amino acids. Gene Ontology annotation, cellular component: centrosome. Gene Ontology annotation, molecular function: guanyl-nucleotide exchange factor activity; protein binding.
UUUCACGGGUAGAAUCUGCUAACAUCGGGAAGAGCCGAAAAGAGGGUCGAAAAGUGGAUGUUUUGGUGCGGGACAAGUUGUCUUACAGCCAGAAAUGUGUUCAGUUUAAAACGUGUCCGUAAUAUCGUGGAGCUACACGGGGAUUGGACAAUGGGAAAGCAAUAAAAUGGAAUGUCUGCUGGCAUAGUUUACGGCCUGCAGACUGGUGUUUGUGGAGUUUGACCAGGAGAAGAGAAUCAACCAUGGACGUGGACAAGUUUCCUCCCCCACCUCCAGAAAUGCUGGCAGACAAUGUCCCCUUUGAUGAUGAAGAUGAAGGAGAAGCUUUUGACUUUGACAGUGGCGAUGACAUCCCUGAGGCACCUCCAGCACCUACAGUCCUCCCCAGUGAGGAUCAGAGCCAAGAUAAUUCUCUGACCAGUCAACCUGAGGGCUCUCACAGCAUUCUGGACCCUCCAGCACCAUUCUCCAACUCGGCACCAUCAUCAGUAGACGCUGCAGUAGCCAGAAGCAAACCCUCCUCAGCAGUCAGAGAAACGACAGAAGCUGAAGAGACAUCUGCUGAGGGAACUAAUGACAGGGAAGAAGAUUUGCCACCACCUCCGUCUCCACCCCCUCCUGUUAGUUAUGGCUUACAGACAGAUGCCAGGAGUGCAGACACUGAAGGGGAAUGUGCAUCCCUGAAUGACCCUCACCCUCCACACGCUUUGCCCCCCAGGACUUCCUCUCAGAGUAAAGUCAACCCUUACUCUGUGAUUCAUAUCACUCCUGUCCAGCUACAGCAGGUAGAGCAGCAACAUGGACCCUCCUCUUCCACUUCCUCACCAACUGAGUCAAAAGUACGAGAGGAAGAGGGCCAGGAUAUCCACACCAGCUCAUCCGGAAUUACUUCAGGAUACUCUGUGCCUGUGCCGUGUGGCUAUGCAACCCCUUCUGGUGUACCGCUCAUCACACCUGCAUACACCACACCUGUCAUCAUUCGACAUCUCUCCAUGGAUGAAGAUGUGACAGUGGUAGGGACCAGCAACACCUCUGCUGACAGUGUUUUCAGUGAAGAGUAUCCACCUAUUGCAGAGGUAGAUGCAUUGGCUAAAUGGGCAUCAGAUCCUGCCAACACUGCUUGGAUGGAAAGCCCCGAUGAGGUGAUCUACGAUGAUGUCCCCAGAGAGAACUCGGAUUCUAACACAGAUCCAGAUGAGAUGAUCUAUGAUGACGUGGAGCUCGGUGAGGAGGGCGGCUGCAGCAGUUCCCUCGAUAAUGGCUGGAGCUCGAGUGAGUUUGAAAGCUACGACGAGGCCAGCGAUGGGGAGGGUCGUCCUGAGAACGGCCUUCCCCAUGCCUUCAUGAGAGGAAAGCCACCGCAGAGGAAAAUCCAUCUCUCUCAAGAUCUGACACGUUUGAAAGAACACUAUGAAAAAAAGAUGAAAGAUCUAAUGGCAAGUACAGUGGGAACGGUAGAGCUGCAGCAGUUAAAACAGAAACACGAGCAGAAGAUGCAAAAGCUGGUGAAGGCAGCUAAGGAGGGGACGAAAGACGGACUUGAGAAAACUAAAGCUGCGGUGAAGAGGGGACGUUCUUUCAUCAAAACAAAGUCAUUUUGUCAAGAGAGAAAGUCAGCUUGCUUUGAGGAUGAGUCUGAGCUCUUCAUCGAGGUCGACUGCUUUAAUGUUGAGCCUGUGCUCUGUCCAACACCAGACGGUCUCACUCAGCAGCAGCUUGUGCGAAGAUGUAUAUUGGACUCUAUUUUAGAAAGUGAGAAGAACUAUCUUGAUGCUCUCAAAAGGAUUUUAGAGCAAUAUGAGAAACCCCUUUCCCAGAUUGAGCCAAGGCUGCUCAGUGACAGGAAGUUGAAGAUCAUCUUUUAUCGAGUACGGGAGAUCCUGCAGUGCCACUUCCUGUUCCAGAUCGCACUAGCAAGCCGUGUGUCCGAGUGGGACAGCCUGGAGAUGAUCGGGGAUGUUUUUGUGGCAUCCUUUUCUAAAUCCAUGGUGCUGGAUGCCUACAGCGAGUAUGUCAACAACUUUAGCACAGCGAUGGCAGUUGUAAGGAAGACCUGCGUCUCAAAACCUGGCUUCCUGGAAUUCCUGAAGCAUCGUCAAGAAACUAGCGGUGACCGCAUGACUCUUUACGGCCUGAUGAUGAAACCCAUUCAGAGAUUCCCACAGUUCAUCUUGCUUCUUCAGGACAUGCUAAAGAACACACCGGUGGGUCAUGCAGACCGUCUGCCCCUGCAGAUGGCCCUGACUGAGCUGGAGACCUUGGCUGAGAAGCUCAAUGAAAAAAAGAAGGAAGCUGACCAGCGAUGUGAAAUCCGUCACAUUGCAAAGGCCAUGAAUGAACGCUACCUUAAUAAGCUUCUAAGUAAUGGUAGCCGCUACCUGAUUCGCUCAGACGACAUGGUGGAGACAGUUUACAAUGAGCGUGGUGAAAUCAUGAAAACCAAAGAGCGAUGUCUCUUCCUGCUGAAUGAUGUGCUCAUGUGUGCCACGCCCAAUAUCCGAUGCCAGGAUGGCAGUGGAAGUGGCAGUGGAAAUGCUCCACUUGACCAGAGGUUUCUUCUGAAGUGGAGUGUACCAUUGAGCUUUGUGGAGGUGCUGGAGUUUGGAUCCAGUGAGGAAAUGGUCGAUAACAGCCGAUAUCCAGCUCCUCACGCUGGGGAGAAGGUGGUGAUCAACGCUAAGCCAAACAAACUUUAUAUGGGCCCCGGGCAGCUGUACCAAGACCUGCAGAACCUAAUCCACGAUCUCAGUUUGGUCAACCAGAUCGCUGGCAUGAUUGGCAGCCUCAAAGGGAACUACCAGAAUGUAAAUUCCACUGUGGCGCAGGACUGGGUUUCAGGUCUCCAGAGGCUAAUAUUGAAGAAGGAAGAAGAGAUCAGGGCAGCUGACCGGUGCAGGAUUCAACUCCAGCUGCCUGGCAAACAUGACAAGGCGGGUAAGCUCACAUACUUCAGUGCGGUAUUUAAUACACUCAGCCCAGCCAUCAAGCAGUCAUGGAUCAGUAAUCUGCAGAUGGCAAAGUUGGCUCUAGAGGAGGACAACCUGCAGGGCUGGUUCUUUGCAGAUGAUGAUGGUAAUCAAAUCAAGAAGCAGAAACACCCCCUUUUGCUUCGACAGAUGCCUGUGGUAAUGUCUAAACUGCAAGAGUUCAAGGUGGAAUGUGCUGUUCACAACCCAGAGCCCUACAUAAACACAGAAAGCACAGCCGACUCUCCUGUUGUUGGCCACGGAUGUGUCUGGGUUGCGAGUUGCACCAAUCAGAUGGGCCAAAUAGCUAUAGUGGCUAUGCAGAACUCCAGCCCCAAAGUGACCGAGUGUUUCAAUGUGGAGUCUCGAAUCCUAUGCAUGGCCUACGUCCCAGCAGAGCAACUUAGGGAGGAUGGGGAAAAGCUCCCUGAGAGCAGUGAUGUUUCCCCUGCAAAGGCCUGUGAUACCCCCACCGUUUGUUUAGGCAUGGAGGAGGGAAGCAUCAUUGUGUAUAAGAGCAGCCAGCGGUCCAAGAAAAUACGUCUGCAGCAUUUCUUCACCCCAGACAAGUCCACAGUCACCAGCUUGGUCUAUAAAAAGGCCUGUCUGUACGCCGGCCUGGUUAGUGGCUCCAUCGCAAUUUACUCCAAAUCACAAGAUGGUUCUUGGAGCUUUGAGAAGCCCAAGUUAUUGAAGCUAGGAGUCCUUCCAGUUAAGGCCAUGCUGGCUGUGGAAGAUCAACUCUGGGCCUCUUCAGGUGGACAAGUUCUUAUCAUCAGCACUCACACACACUGUGUGGAGAGGCAGCUGGAGGCCCACCAGGAAGAGGGCAUGGUGGUGUCUCACAUGGUGGUGGCCGGGGUGGGCAUCUGGAUCGCGUUCAGCUCCGGUUCAACCCUGCGCCUCUUCCACACUGAAACCUUGGAGCACCUGCAGGACAUAAACAUCGCCACAACCGUCAACAAUAUCCUGCCUGGAAACCAGAGAGUCUCUGUGAGCAGUCUGCUGGUUUGCCAUGGUUUGCUACUAGUAGGGACUAACUUGGGAGUGACUGUGGCUCUUUCUGUCCCUAGACUACAAGGGAUCCCUAAAGUAACAGGUCGAGGAAUGGUGUCAUUACAUGCACACAACGGGCCAGUCAAGUUCCUCACCGUGGCUACAGCAGUGCGUAACUGGUCGUCCAGCCUGCCAUCUUCCACCACUUCCUCCUCACUCCAGCAGAUAGAGUCUGUGGAUUCAGAGAGUGCCCAGCUUGUGUCAGCUACAGCCUCCAGUCCUCCUUUGGGACGUGGGGUGUGGCUGGGAGAGGCGGGCUGUACCACCAUGGCUCUUCAGGAGUCUCUGUCCUCCUCCUCCUGUGGUUCCCUAGCCCCCUCACAAGGUCCCUUGGAGCACGGCCCGGAGGACGGAGCCUUGUAUGACUUGCUUCAUGACCCCGCCCAUCACCAGAGGGGGCGCCGCUCAAGCAAGGUGGAUGUCAGCUCUCUACUAGUUGUGUCUGGAGGCCUGGGGCACCGCAGGGUCAACAAAAAGACCAAACAGUCUCGCCACGAGGAUAACACCUCCACCAUCUUGAUCUGGCAAAUUCCAUUAUUGAAUAUGUGACACCAACACCCCAGUGGUGUUAGUCUAAAUACCUGAAAAUUUAUAAAAUCCUCCUCAUACGUUCCUUUUAUGUUUUUGUUGUUCAUGUUAAACCAAAUUGUCUGCAUACAGUUGUCACAUGGUGGUCUGCUAACAUUUCAACAAGUAUUUUGUGUCAAUCAAAAUGACUAAAUGAUCUAUUUUAAACCAAAAUCUUUGCCUCCUGCUAUAUUACCAGGAUGUUCCAGCUACAACACCUACAAAUGGGUCUAAGAAUUUAUGGUGGCUUUCAGAAGUAUUUAUACCCUUGAAACCUUUACACAUGUUGCUACGUAACAACCACACACUUCAGUGUAUUUUAUUAGAAUACUUGGUGAUAGGCCAACACAAAGUAGCACACAGUUGGGAAGUGGAAAGAAAAUGAUACAGAUGCUUCAACAUAUAUUACUAAUGAAAUUCUGUGCAAUUACAGCUUCAACUCUUUGCAAAGAAGCUCAAAUAAUGUCAGUUUUAAUCAUUUUUAGUUUUGACACAGAAUAGCCUUUGAUUAGACCAUUCUAACACAUGAAUAUGUUUCAGUCUAAACCAUUUCACUGUAGCUGUGGCUGUAUGUUUAGGGUCAUUUUCCUGCUGGAAGGCGAUCCUCUGCUCCACUCCUAAGUGAUUUGCUGCCAGGUUUUCUUUGGGGAAUUCCUCAUGUUUAGCUGGUUCUCUGCCUGGCAAAUUUGGUGGAUGGGCACAUCUUCCUAGGUUUGCAAUUGUGCCAUAUUCUUUCCAUCCUUGGAUGAUGGAUUGAACGAUGCCAAUAAAAUAUGAUGAAGCUGGUGGCUGUAAUGAGACUAAAUUUGGAAAGAGUGCAAGGGGUUUAAAUACUUCUGUGAGAAACAUUACUGUAAAAAAAGAGAAAAUACCUUGAAAAACUGAAAGGUAUCUAAUUGUAUAUGCUGUUUAAUGUUAUUCUGUGAUGUGGCUAAGUCAUGUUAUUUGUCUUCGAUGUCUGUGCUAGACCGUAGUAUUUAAAUCAGUGUUGAAAAGGAAACGGUUAAGUAAUGACUGUGGUGCUUGGAGGACAUGAAGGAUAAGAAUGGUUUAGAUCAUCCAUCAGGAUCAGAGUUAUAAAUCUAAAAUGUAUUAAGUCAAGAUAAGGUGUGCAUGGGUUGAGAGGUCAGAGAAAGCUUUGACUUUUCUAGAAAUGGAGAAAAGGGAUUUAAACAAAGAAGCAAAGUUCUGAUGGCUUAAUUAUUUUGAGAAGGCGUCUGUGCAUCCCUGGCGGGCCAGGUUUCUGUUCACAAAGGGAGGAAGACAUGUUAUCACCGAGAAGUUCUUUUUUUUUUUUUUUGCAUUAUUGCAUGUUUGUUUCCCAUAUAUUUUAAAAAAAACGAUAAAAAGACUUUCAUCACACAUGUAUGUACCUAUGUAUAUUAACAAUUCUAUAAACAAUGUUUUAUUAAGCAUA